Messenger RNA from Nothobranchius furzeri (turquoise killifish), 4618 nucleotides. The record is from RefSeq and is a predicted model, not a curated record. NCBI's taxonomy places the organism in Eukaryota, Metazoa, Chordata, Actinopteri, Cyprinodontiformes, Nothobranchiidae.
UGAUGGCGGUGGCAGUGGUGGAGGGGAGGGCAGGUUAUUCUCCACUGUUGGGGCUUGGUACAGAGAGUGGCGAGAGGUUUAGCUGGCGUGACUCUUGAGUGUCGAAGGAAAGAGCAGAAAAAGUUGCCGCUGAACGUUUGGAGAUUGGUCACCAUCACCUGCGCAGAGUCUGGCAAUUUGGACCUGGAGCAGAACGACCGACUCGAGGAGGACACAAACAACGUGAAGAAGAAGAAAAGGAGUCUUCUUCAGGGCUGCGAGGCAGCAGGAGCCUGGUGCUGAGGCUGGUAUGAGGCAAGGAGGCUGUCGAGCUGUCGGGGUGUGAGUCAACGUCCUGUAGUGGAGCUGCUGCUAAACUGUCCCGCAGAGGUUCUGUCGGUGAAACGUUUCAAGGUCCCCUCUCUAGGUCUAUGGUCCAGCAUUGAGCAGAGACCAUGUGGUGUUUGGAGCUGCUCUUACCUCUGCUGUUGAUCAUUCAUAAUGCAAGUUCCCAGUGGAAUAUCUGGCUACCUCGGGAUAUCUCAGCCAUGACCAACUCCUGCGUGGUCAUCCCGUGCAGCUUCAUGUAUCCCUCUGGAAUCAGGCCAGUCAAGGGCAUUCAUGGUAUCUGGUACUUUGGCCAGCCAUAUCCUCAACUCUUCCCCCCUGUAGUCUUCAAAUCGCUCACAGACGUCGUGCACGAGAGCUUCAAGGGCCGCACCAAGCUGCUGGGCGACUUAAACCAGAGGAACUGCACGCUGCUUAUCGGCAACAUCGGUGCAGAGCACUCGGGGAGAUACUACUUCCGGGCAGAUGUCGGGGGAGCCAACAAAUAUUCUUACCCGGACUUCACUGAACUCAAAGUUUUGGAUCAGCCCAACAUUGACAUACCAGAGGAGAUCGUCAGUGACGAGAGCCUGGAGCUGACGUGCUACGCUCCUGAUAACUGUCCCGACAUGACCCCAGACAUCCAGUGGAUGUACACUGACUACCUGCCUGACCCGGAGUUCAGCUCGGAAAACCUGGAGGAGAGCAACACAGCAGUGCUGUCCAACACUCUCACCUUCACGCCCAGACCAAUGCACAACGGGCAGCUGCUGGGCUGCAGGGUCUACUACCCCAACACCACACUGGUCUAUGAGCGGCUCAUCUCACUGGACGUCAAGUACCCUCCUCGAUCAGUGUGGGUCAACGUUUCCUCUGAGGUGAUGGAGGGUAGCUCUGUGACGCUGCACUGCGAGGUGGACAGCAACCCUCCCCCCAGGAUCUCCUGGAUGUUUGGAGAAGAGGAGCUUCUGUGGGACACGGCGUCCAACAUCUCCCUCUCCCUGGAUGAUGUCACUCCUGCAAACGAGGGGAUUUACACCUGUGUUGGAGACAACGGCUACGGCAUCAUGAACACCUCUAUGUAUCUGGCUGUCAAGUACCCUCCCCACGAACCGGUGGUAAACGACUCCAUGACAGUUCUAGAGGGCACCUCAUUGGCUCUGCACUGCAGCACCCAAGGGAGUCCGGCCCCAACCCUCACCUGGCUGAAGGAUGGGGAGCUGGUGGGCACCAUCACAGCUGAUGAGCUGUCAGUGCUGCAGAUAGUGGAAAUCACACCGCAUGAAGAUGGACAGUACCGCUGCUUGGCUGAGAACGAGCACGGACGCGCCAGCAGCUCCCUCAACAUCACCGUUGAGUAUGCCCCAGUCCUUCUGGAGGAGUCAAAGUGCACAGUGGUGAGGGAGGGGGUCCAGUGCGUCUGCAUAGCCACAGGAAACCCUGAACCCAUCAUCGAGUUCUACCUGCCAGACCUGAACGUCACCAUCAAUGAAACUGACGGCCGAUACAACUUCUACACGCACACAGACGGCCACACAUCCACGGCGAUGAUCAAGCUGAGAGAGAAAGGUGAGCGGGCUGACAACGGCGGACCGGCUGUGAACGUCCACUGCAGCAUGCACAACAUCUAUGGAAGAGAGAGCAUCCUUUUGGAGCUACAGCAAGAAAAGAAGUACAUGAUGGCCGUUAUUGUUGGUACCAUUGGAGGUGUAGCAGUCAUUGCCUUCAUCAUUGCUGCAGUGAGAUACGUUGGCCAUAAUAACAAGAAAGAGAAUGGCAACCCUAGGCAGGAUGUGGUCCUGGAGAACCCAGCUUUGUACUACAGCGCAGUCAAGAAGGACAAACAAAAUCUGAGGAAGAAAGUGCUUAAGACAGAGCUGUUGGGCUCAAAGUUUAACUCCAUUCUAGAGGAGACUACGGGAGAAGAAGGGGAUUAUCAACCUGUGGGCUCUAUGGCAGGGCUGGAGAGGCGAGAGCUGAACUACGCAGCCUUGGAGUUCAUUGGUGGCAGACCCAGGGAGGGGGCCUCAGGGAGGGGGGAUGACGGCAGCAACUACUCAGAAAUUAAAGCCAAAUGAAUCGCAAUCCUUCCCUGAUCCCUCGGCUUUGCGAGAUGCAGUGGCAGCCCAGAAUUUCACACCCCUUCCGAACCAUAAACUGCAUUAACACCUUCACCUUCUUCACUGGAUAAACGAGGACUUCUCGUUUCAUUACUUGUAAUUUCCAGGUAUCCCCCCCCAGCUGCCCUUUCUCCAAGAGAUGCCACCAUUUGGAAACUUUGGCAGUUUUCUGGAUUUGAGCAAGACCUACAGGACAAUAUAUAUACAUAUAUAUAUAUAAAUAUUUUAAUAUCAAGCCUCAGUUGUUGUACACUGUCCCUGCAUCAUGUAGUGUUGCUUUAUUUGUGCAAUUGUUCACCUCUCAUCUGUCUGACAACUGUCAUUGUAUCUGCUGCCAGUCGAAGCGUCAGGGCAAGGAGAAACAGUGUUCUUGUUCCCUUCCCUUUAUAAAUGCAUUUAUCAAAAGAGAAGGAACCUUCUCCUCUCUUGUUUUGCUUUAUUAUAACCCAAAAACAUAAAUGACAGAAUGCUGGUGAAGGUUAUCAGUCAUCCAGGUUCAGAUGAAGACAACUGGACUUCUUUGGUUUGGCACAACACAGGAGAGCCACCUCUUCAGGCCAAGACUCUGCAGUCCACUUACACCUGAAGAGCAAGGGACACACUUUUGAAGAUGACAAAGUACACAUUAUUGACAGAGAAUAUAGGUGGUUUGAGAGAGGAGUAACGGACGCUAUUUACAGUAGGUCAAACUGGAAAAACCUACAUUUAACUGAGGAGGACACCUCGGGUUUCACCUUUCCAGCACCUAUAAUGCAGCUCUGACCUUAAUUCCAAAACAGUUUCAGUUUAGGUCAAACCCUCCUGUCUAAUCAAAACAACUGUCCCCACACAAAAGAAUUCCAACAACUCCUCAGGUGUAGAGAGGGGGGUGUUCAUAUGUAGUUUCAGCUCGUUAAUUAAUUCACUGCCAGCCAUUUUCUGAAUAGAAAGCCUCUGACUGCCAGAACACAGUCACAGUCUGCCAGUCACAGAACAUAUGUGACCAUGUAAAUAGCCAAACCACCAAAAGAAAGAGUAGACUCACGUCUUACACCAGGACUAUUUCUAGCUUUUUCCGUUUUCAUACAAUCUGCUGUCAAAAUGUGAACUGCAGAAGCUUUUUCCGGUUUGCACCCCGCCUUAGGCAUAGCAGCGUCCCAAAGCGGUCUCCUAAUUCAUGGAUUGUCUGCUUCAUGAUCACAUGACAUGUGACACACACGGAGGAGAAUCAACUUUUGAGCCGUGAUGUUUACUUCAAGGUAUGCGAGCUCGUUCCCAAGCCCACCUCGUUAGUUGUCAAUGGCAGUAAAGGAGUUCAGAAACAACAGACAGCUACAGUUUAUAAACUUGACCCUCUCAUAUUCUAGUCAGAACUGACAAAGCUCCUCGGAUGAGAAGCGAAACGUCUUCAAGAAACCGAAGAAGUCCAGUUGGCUUCAUUCAAACCCUGUUGGAUAAAUGACAGAAGCAAGAGUUGGAAACUCAACUCUGCCUCCUGUCGCCACAUUUUUAGCCUCUGAAAAUAAAUGGUAAUGAUAAGCUCUUCUACACUUGUGUGACACACUUUCGAACAACAGAGAAUGGUUCCUCCCCCAACAUUUUCAUAGAAAUUAGCAUUCAAAAUGUGUAUUUUCUUUGUAAAAACACAGAUUUCCUCCCAUGCUCAUUAAAUGUGAUGAAUUUAGAAAAUACAGACUUAAAGCACAACAUAAGUUGGACUGGCCAAAGUCUUUUCUCUUUUAGACAAUGUGUGUGUUUGGAUGUAUGUGUGCGCGUGCGUUUGUGUGUAAAUUGUGCCGAACGUUCAGCAUCUACUGAGCUACUGGGGUCUUUAGCAAGUUUGAGCUUCUUGUCACUGAGGGUUGUGCCAAGACAUUUGUCACAAAAGGCGAUGCUACUUGUUGUGCUAUUUAAAUACCUUUGAUGUAAUAUUAAAGCCUACUAAUAGUCUAAUUUGAUAAUGAUGGCGUCAUAUUAAAAUGAAGUAAUUUGAUGUAUAUUUAUAUGAAUGGAGAGGGCAGUCUGUGUAGAAAACAAUGCAUGAGUGUUUUGAGUGUUUAAUUAUUGAAAUAUGAUAAAAGGGCAGUGUAACAAAUUAAAGACAGUCUUGCCACAUAUCUCACUCGCCUCUAUGGAUGAACACUGUCUUAAUAAAUGUGUAGGAAUCAUUUUUAGGCUCUACUUUCAAAUCUAUUAAACGCUAAGCAGAAGCA